This is a messenger RNA of Gongylonema pulchrum, 762 nucleotides long. The record is from the annotation of a GenBank genome assembly. NCBI's taxonomy places the organism in Eukaryota, Metazoa, Nematoda, Chromadorea, Rhabditida, Gongylonematidae.
AUGAAGGAAAACAGCACAUCGGUACACUUCGACGCAGAACCAUCCAGCCCCGACCAGCUGGCGCCAGAAGAGCAGACAUUGCCUAUAUCGCCUUCAAAUGGUAUCGAUGAAAAAGCAACGAGAGAAUGUAACGCUUCAAAUUCAACUUGUUUGUCCGGCAAAAAAGAAGUGGGAAGCAGAGGUGAGAGUGGUGUGCUGAGCAGAGGUCGCAAGAAACGGUACCUGAGGGGUCAAAUUCUCGCCAUUCGAAAAGCAUUCUCGGAAGAGCAGUGGUUACAGUACGCGAAGGCGCUCUAUGGUGACGCACUUAAAAGUCAGCCAUUCAAAAAAUGCGAAAUCGUAAAAGAAUCAACGAGUGAUAUGCCGAAAACAAAAAAGACAGGAAAGUGUGUCAUACAAACAAAGAAACAGAAUGAGCAAAAGUCAUACGAAAUGAAGCAGAACAAAGCACCGCUUCUGGCUUCUAAAACUUCGCGGGACAAAACUUUUGGAAUUUUGGAUGGGAAAUGCAGAAGAAUGAAAGCGAAUUUUUAUCACGAGCUGUCAGUAGAAAUGGGAAAUAAAAUGGAACGUGGAACAUCAACAACAGUGGCCACACAAACGUAUUCUGAGACAGCGCGCACUGAUGACACCAGAAAUUUCCAGCUACCUCACGAAACAAGCAGUCAGUACCAAAGGUUCAAUGAGUUAUAUAGACGGCUGGAUAUGUACUAUCGAUACUAUCGAUACAUACGGCAGGCGUACCGGCGCAGUUCCGUAUAG